Paramacrobiotus metropolitanus is the source of this 6940-nucleotide messenger RNA. RefSeq names its product myosin heavy chain, non-muscle-like. Gene Ontology annotation, cellular component: myosin complex. The transcript is spliced from 17 exons. Gene Ontology annotation, molecular function: ATP binding; cytoskeletal motor activity; actin filament binding. The coding region runs from base 417 to 6371 and encodes 1984 amino acids. The record is from RefSeq and is a predicted model, not a curated record. NCBI's taxonomy places the organism in Eukaryota, Metazoa, Tardigrada, Eutardigrada, Parachela, Macrobiotidae.
GUCCGUGAAAAGUGUAGCCAGUACUCUGCAUGUAAAAAGAGCGAGAAACGAAGAUUCAGUUCCAAGUGAAAGAGAGAGAGAUGUUUGAAUAUGUGCUGACGCCGCGAGCAUUUUCGCCAUACUAGCUUGGGUGGCCACCACUAACUGCUCAGACCGUUUUUCUCCCCAGCGUACGUUUUCUACUGUUGUUGUCCGCUGUUAAAAAGAUUUUAUCCGGUUUGACUGUUGUGCGUUUGUGCGUAGCGGUGAUGCGAGAUCAAUUGACGAACACUUCCUGGUCGUUCAAGGUUCUUCAAUGAACGUUGUUGUUGUUUGCUGGUUUGUAGACUGUGCCGUUACAUCCGCAAGAGAGAGCAAAAUACUAUCCCUUUCCCGGCUUUCCGUAAUCUGAUUUAUCCCCGUGUUGUGGCGGCGUCAUGGCCACCCUGUCGGAGGAUAAUCUGGCCAUGAAAUAUCUGGCGGUGGAGAAUAAGAACUUCGCCAAUGAUCCCGCCACGCAGACAGAAUGGGCCGCCAAGAAGCUGGUCUGGGUCCCCCACGAAAAGGAAGGCUUCGUGGCAGCCAGUAUAAAAGCUGAAUUGAAGGAUGAUAAAUACGAGGUGGUCCUGGAGGAGUCGGGUAAGAAGACCGUGGUGAAUAAGGCCGACGUCCAGAAGAUGAAUCCUCCCAAGUUCAAUAAAGUGGAGGAUAUGGCGGAACUUACCUGCUUGAACGAAGCCAGUGUGUUGUUCAAUCUCAAAGACCGUUAUUAUUCGGGACUGAUAUAUACAUACUCCGGCCUCUUUUGCGUCGUGGUCAAUCCGUACAAAAAACUGCCAAUCUACACGGAACGUGUGAUUGAGAUGUACAAGGGGAAGAAGCGACAUGAAAUGCCACCUCAUGUCUUCGCCAUUACGGAUACCGCAUACCGAUCGAUGCUGCAAGAUCGGGAAGACCAGUCCAUUUUGUGCACGGGAGAAUCUGGAGCCGGAAAAACCGAAAACACGAAGAAAGUCAUACAGUAUUUGGCCUGCGUGGCCGCUUCCAAACAGAAAAGUUCAUCUGCCUCAAAUUCUUCGCUACACGCGGGCGAGCUUGAGCAGCAGUUGCUGCAGGCCAAUCCUAUUUUGGAGGCGUUUGGUAACGCCAAGACAGUCAAGAACGACAACUCAUCUCGAUUUGGUAAAUUCAUCAGAAUUAAUUUUGAUAUCAGCGGCUACAUCUCGGGUGCUAAUAUUGAGACUUACCUGCUGGAAAAAUCCCGUGCUAUUCGGCAGGCUAAGGAUGAGCGUACAUUCCAUAUUUUUUACCAGUUUCUCCUCGGGUCCAGCAAAGCUCAGCGCGAUGAGUUUUUGCUGGAAGAUUUCAAAAACUACCGGUUCCUGUCCAACGGGAAUCUGCCGGUUCCCGGUGUGGACGAUAAUUUGGAAUUCCAGAACACUGUGAAGGCCAUGCAGAUCAUGGGCAUGAACCAGGAAGAUGUCUCUUCCGUGCUCAAAAUUGUGUCGGCCGUGCUGCAAUUUGGCAAUCUACACUUCAAGCAGGAGAAGAAUUCAGAUCAAGCAAUCCUUCCAGAUGAUACCGUGAUGCAAAAGAUCAGCCACAUGCUAGGAACGAACGUUAUCGAACUGACCCGCGCCAUUCUCAAGCCCAAGAUUAAAGUCGGUCGGGAUUUUGUGACGAAAGCCCAGACAAAAGAGCAAGCGGAGUUCUCCACCGAAGCCAUCGCUAAAGCCUGCUAUGAGCGCAUGUUUAAAUGGCUGGUGAUGCGCAUCAACAAAUCGCUGGAUCGCACUAAACGCCAAGGCACAUCCUUCAUUGGUAUUCUGGAUAUUGCGGGCUUCGAGAUUUUCGAGGUUAACUCGUUUGAGCAGUUGUGCAUAAAUUACACGAAUGAGAAACUGCAGCAGCUGUUCAACCAUACCAUGUUCGUACUGGAGCAAGAAGAAUACCAGAAAGAGAACAUCAAGUGGACGUUCAUUGAUUUCGGUUUGGAUCUGCAGCCGACCAUUGACUUAAUUGAGAAGCCAACAGGAAUAUUCAGUCUACUGGACGAUGAAUGUAUGCUUCCAAAGACCACCGACAAAUCCUUUGUGGAGAAACUGUCCACAGAGCCUUUCACUCGUGAUCACCCCAAAUUCAGUCGCACGGAUUUCCGUUCCGUAGCGCAUUUCAGCAUUGUCCACUACGCUGGCCGCGUGGAUUACUCCGCGGACAUGUGGCUGAUGAAGAAUAUGGAUCCGUUGAAUGAAAACAUUGUGCAGUUACUGCAGAGUUCACAGGAUCCCUUUGUGGCGUCCAUCUGGAAGGAUGCGGAUAUUGUGGGAAUGGGUGCGGCCGUGGGUAUGGAAACGCAGUUUGGCGCACGUACCCGCAAGGGCAUGUUCCGCACUGUCGGGCAGACGUACAAAGAACAGCUGGCCAAGUUGAUGAACACCCUACGUGAGACCAAUCCCAACUUUGUCCGCUGUAUCUUGCCCAAUUUGGAGAAACGACACGGAAAGAUUGAUGCCAUUCUGGUGCUGGAUCAGCUGCGGUGUAAUGGUGUUUUGGAGGGGAUCAGAAUCUGUCGGCAGGGCUUUCCCAAUCGGAUUCCUUUCCAGGAAUUCCGACAGCGCUAUGAGCUGCUCACCCCCAACAUCAUCCCCAAGGGAUUCAUGGAUGGACGCCGGGCGGUGGAGAUGAUGAUCAAUGCGCUGGAGCUGAAGGAUACGCUAUAUCGGAUCGGGCGGAGUAAGAUCUUCUUCCGGGGCGGCGUACUGGCGCAUUUGGAAGAGGAGCGCGAUGCCAAGCUUUCCCAGUUGAUUACCCAUAUCCAGGCGUUUUGCCGUGGGUUCUUGUCACGGAAGAAUUAUCAGAAGCGGCUGCAGCAGCUGAAUGCCAUACGGGUUAUUCAGCGUAACUGUGCGGCAUAUUUGAAGUUACGCAACUGGGAAUGGUGGCGGUUGUUUACCAAGGUUAAGCCGCUACUGCAGGUUACGAAUGCCGAAGAGAAAGUCCAUGUUAAGGAAGAGGAAUUGAAGGCAACGAAAGAAAAGCUUGAUCGACUGUCCCUAGAUAUUGUUGAUUUCGAAAAACGCUGCGAGCAACUGCAAGAAGAAAAGGCCGUCCUUAGCGAACAGCUGCAGUCGGAAACCGAAGCCUGUGCGGAAGCAGAAGAGAUGCGCGCCCGCACCCAGACACGCCUACAGGAGCUGGAGGAAGUGCUGCAUGAUACCGAGAGCCGGUUGGAAGAGGAAGAAAACCGGACCAAUGGUCUCACCCAGGAGAAGAAGAAGAUGCAGGAGACCAUCCGUGAUUUGGAAGAGGAGCUGGAGGAGGAGCAGAAUGCCAAGCAGAAGCUUCUCCUGGAGAAAUCCCACAUGGAAUCACUCAAGAAGAAGAUGGAUGAUGAUUUGGCCGGCAGUCAGAGUAUGCUCGAUCGGCUGCAAAGAGAGAAGAAGGCGCUGGAAGAUCGCAUUGCUGAGCUAACGCAGCAGCUGGCCGAGGAGGUCGAAAAAGGCAAAGUGUUACUCAAGCAGAAACAGAAACUGGAAAGCACUGUAGCGGAAAUGGAAGAGCGCCUUCAGCGAGAAACUGCAGCACGGCAAGAACUUGACCGUCUCCGACGGAAAGCCGACGCCGAAGUGGGUGACCUGCGCGAACACCUGACCGAAAAACGCAACCAGUUGGACGAAAUCCAGAUUGCUCUGGCCCGCAAGGAAGAAGAACUGGCCCAGUCCAUGACGAAGGUGGACGAGGAAGCGGCCACACGGUUAGCCGCGCAGAAACAGCUACGCGAAAUUCAGAAUCAGCUCACGGAAACCCUGGAAGACCUGGAAACGGAGAAGGAUGCUCGCAACAAGGCAGAGCGCCAAAAACGAGAUCUCAGUGAAGAGCUGGAAGCCCUGAAGAUGGAACUGAUGGAAUCGGUGGAUGUGGGUACGUCUCAGGGAGAUCUUCUGAAGAAGCGCGAGGAGGAAGUAAAGUUGAUUAAGAAGAAUGCCGACGAAGAGGCCAAGGUUCAUGAAGCCACACUAAUGGAAGUACGGCAUCGGUAUAAUAGUCAGCUUGAACAACUGACGGAGCAGUUGGAAGCGGCGAAACGCGCCAAAGCCUCAGUGGAAAAAGACAAAAACCGUCUGGAAGCAGAUGCCGUUGAUAUGGCAAAUGAGAUCAAGACAUUAACCACUCAGAAAACUGAGUCCGAGAAACGCCGCAAACAAACGGAAGCCCAGGCCCAAGAGUGGUCGUUGAAGUUUGCCGAAAUGGAAAAACAGCGUGCCGAUGUGGUGGAAAAGAGCGCUCGCUUGGCCUUGGAACUCGAUACAGCAAAUUCACAGAUUGCGGAGAUUGAUAAACGGGCAACCAAGGUUAUGAAGAAUGAGGAGAAUCUGGCGGUACAGAUUGUGGAACUGCAGCGCCGAUUAGAGGAAGAAAGCAAUCAGAAGCUGGCCUACUACGCCAGAGUUCGUGCUUUAGAACCGGAAAUCGAUACAUUUAAGGAGCUGCUGGAAGAAGAAGAGAACGCCAAAAAAAACCUGGAGCGCCUGGUCGAGGAUGAGAAGCGUAAAAAUACUGAAUUACGCCGGAAACUCGACGACGACACGCAGGUCCGCGAAUCCGUGGAAACCAUGCGCAAGUCGAUGCAAAAAGAAAUGGACGAGCUGCACCAUCGUCUCCAGGAUGUGGAAUCCGCCCGUGAAAAGGCCGAGAAAGGUCAGCGCAACGCUCAAACCGAACUGGAGGAUGCCCAGCACGAGCUGGAGAAUUUCCGUGCCACGUUCAGCAAUAUUGACCGGAAGCAGCGCAAAUUUGACCAGAUGAUCGCCGAAGAAAAAGCCCGCACAGAGAAACUCAUCCAAGAAAAGGACAAUGUGGAGCGGGAUGUGCGCGAGAAGGAAACUCGCCUCCUGUCGCUGCAGCGGGAGUUUGACGAUAUCCGCGACAAACUGGACGAAAGUGAACGUAUUCGUAAACAGCAGCAAGGAGAGCUGGAAUCGCUGAUGGAUAGUAAGGAUAUGACAGGAAAGAGUGUCAUGGAGCUGGAUCGGGCCAAACGUCAACUAGAGCAGCAGCUUGAAGAGCAGCGCCUACGUUUGGAAGAGCUGGAAGAUGACUACACGAUGGCGGAAGACGCUAAGCUGCGCGUGGAAGUUAAUUUCCAAGCUGCUAAGGCGCAAUACGAACGGGAACUGGUCAUACGCGAAGAACAGGCCGAAGACAAACGGAAGGGCUUGGUUAAGCAGGUACGCGACAUGGAGCUGGAGCUGGAACAGGAGCGAAAAGAGCGUGCUAGUGCCUUGGCGGCCAAGAAGAAAGCCGAGACGGACAUGAAGGAUCUGGAGCAGCAGCUGGAGCUGGUCAGUCGUGUGCGUGAUGAUUCCGUCAAACAUCUUAAAAAAUUGCAGAACCAGAUCAAGGACUACCAGAGAGAAAUUGAUGAAUUCAAAGCACAAAAGGAUCAGACGGGCGGCGUGUAUAAAGACUUAGAAAAGCGGUAUAAAGUGCUGGAAAACCAGUGUGCACAGUACCAAGAAGCAGCCAUUGCCGCUGAGAAGGCACGCCGCGCCGCCGAAUCCGAACGGGAGGACAUGGAAGGGGAACUGCAAAGCAUCAUUACGAUGCGGAAUAAUCUGACCGACGAGAAACGUCGGCUGGAAGGUCGUAUUGCCCAGUUGGAAGAGGAACUGGAGGACAAGCAGACCGAUAACGAUAUGAUGAUGGAGGCUCGCAACAAGCUUACCCAGGAGCGCGAUAAAAUCAAUGCCGAGCUGGCUAAUGAGCGACUGCGUAUCCAGACACUGGAGUCCGAACGCUCAGCAGCGGAACGGGCUGCCCGCGAACUGCGUAUCAAACUGGAAGAAGCGGAAGCACAAGGACGCGGCAAACUCCGAGCCCAGUUGGGGCAAAUGGAACUGCAAAUACAGAAUCUGGAGUCGCAGCUGGAAGCCGAAACCCGGGAGAAACAGAUCUUGUCCAAGAAUGUUCGGAAGCAAGAAAAGCGCAUGAGAGAACUCUCUUUGCAGGCCGAGGAUGAGCGACGCAACGGUGACCAGCAGCGUGAUUUGUGCGAAAAAACAAACCAAAGAGUCAAGGCUUUGAAGCAGCAGCUAGAGGACACUGAGGUUGAAUAUAAUCGUGAACGGGAGAAACGUCGAAAGAUCCAGAACGAAUAUGAUGAGGCGCAUGCCGAUAAGGAGAAGCUGAGCAACGAGCUGAACGCCCUGAAACUCAAAAUGAGACGUGGAACAGGUGUUUCUCUGGGCACACCGCGCAGCUACUCGAUUAACAAUGGCGCCGGCCGUUCCCAAGGCACACCGCAUGGCGACGGGGAAUCUGGAUCGCUGAACCUGUCGGGUUCAUCGUCGCUCGUCGAUGAUGAGUCCAUCAAUGGCGACGAGAAAGACUGAGGGGGAGAUUUGAUUACUGAAGGACCAUUUUCUUGAUUUCGACAAGUGUGGACAGUGCUGGAACUGUGUCCCGUGAUUGGAUUGAUGCCUACAGAAUGCAGAAAUGAAACUUAUUAAUGCUUUUCUCAUUUCACUAUGUCUUCGUUUGGUGUUUUGCCAUUUUUUUAUCAAAGGUUGGAUUUUUUGCGCAGUGGGGAGGCGGAUAUUGGGCGGCGUUUGUUUAAAGCUUCCCUUAUUGAUUUCUUCAUUGGGUGUGACCAAGUUGAUGGAUGCCUGUUGCACAUUUCCAGCUGUAAUUUCCUGUUUUUUAAUAUUGCUCCAUUUUGUAACAGCUGUUGCGCUUAAUUUCCUUUUCAUUAAAAUGUUUAGAUUUUUUUAAGCGUUUGAUUGAAUUUAGCGGCUUGCGUCUGACAGUGAGCAGUUAAGCAUGUUUUACGAAUGAAUUUUGUUUUGAUAUAUACGAAUAUAUAUGGGAUGCUUUGUAUGUUGGCAGCUAUUUUUCGGAGUGCCCAAUAAGCAGUAACGUACUGACAGCAUGUUGAUUUGUUGUAUUAAACGUUCAGUUCAAA